Leishmania braziliensis MHOM/BR/75/M2904 is the source of this 19875-nucleotide messenger RNA. RefSeq lists its product as hypothetical. Gene Ontology annotation, molecular function: protein binding; ubiquitin-protein transferase activity. The transcript has a single exon. The coding region runs from base 1 to 19875 and encodes 6624 amino acids. NCBI's taxonomy places the organism in Eukaryota, Euglenozoa, Kinetoplastea, Trypanosomatida, Trypanosomatidae. The record is from RefSeq and is a predicted model, not a curated record. Gene Ontology annotation, cellular component: cytoplasm.
AUGGAUCAACAGAGCUCUAACUAUUUGGAGCUUGAUAUGGAUGAUGCCUGUAGUUACGAUCAACAAAACUCGCAAAUCCGUAUCCUUAGCGACGAAGACUACAGCACCGAUAGCUCGCAGCGCAGCACUGUUACACGAACAGCACCAGCGGAGGGCACCACCCAGCGUUCUGCCGGCCAACUAUCAGGAAGAGCUCGUGGCACCGGCAGCGAGCUUUUGCGACCUCUCCGUGAGUCUGCCUAUCCGGUUGAGUAUAAGUUUGCACAAACUACCUUAAAAGAAAAGUCAACCACUGAGGCCAGCACGCUUAAUGAAGAGAAGUGCGUGGGUCUGAAAUCGCUUGGCGAGCUCGUCAAAUACAGCCCAACCGACCUCCUCACUCGAGCAUGGUGCUUGUGCUCCUCGGAGCAGAAAAACCGUGAGUAUCCACUGUAUACUAAGCUACCGAGAUGCCCUGACGUGAUGGAAACUCGGUUUGGGGACACAGAUGAGAUAUCUCACUUUAUGCGCUCUAUUGCUCUACAGCUUGGUGAACGUUAUCACCGUGUCACGCCCGUGUACCUUCGAUCUCUGCUCGUUCAGGCCAUCGUGCGAGACGAAAUAGCAGAUGCACAUCAUAAUGUUGUGAACAGCACGCCGUACUCGGACAGCCUACUCAACCCUGCUUGGGAAGGUGAAAGUGCAUGUGCCGAUGAGACGGAUGAUGUCUCCGGAAACGAUGCAGUGGACGAGGAGCACGACGAGAAUCUCGACGCGGAGUCCACUGUGAGCGCUUUUGAUUUCAGUGUUGCGUUGGUUUUUCCUGUUGUGUCGCAAAGAAUCACAUACGAGAGUCUUCAACUCCUUCACACCUUGGUUGACAGAUGUUUGAACUCUUCGACGGAUGUGACAGUGCUUCGAUCCUGGGGCAUCAAGCGAAUGAUGCGUCUGUUGCUUCGCCACAUGAAUGUACACACCGGGCAAAGUCUGAACAAGAGAUGGCUUGCAACCGCAAUAUCAUUACUGUCUAAGAUUGUACUCGCGUCCGGCGACACAAAGACAUUCUUUGCUCUCUUACGGUGGGGCCUGUACCACCCAGAAACGAUUGCAACGCUGCACAUGCACAGGGUACGGAGGACUGUAGAACGUAUGGAGCAGAGGAGUGCACUUCGCGUACGUCUCUCUAUCCCGACAGUGACGCCCAAAGAGCAGACAAUAUCGCUUAUCCACUCUGUAGGACGUAUUCCCACAGUGAUCACGGGCCUCUGCGUAUUCACGGAAGAGGAUGCUGCGCGAUGCAUCCUUUUUACAGAGAACCGCUCCUUCAAAGUUGCCUUGACUCCGCCGUUUGAGGUGCUUUGCUGUAGCAACACCGCCCCUGACUCCUGCAGAGGCGUGUAUGUCGAGAAUGAUAUUUCCAUCUGCGUACUUGGCGACCUCGGGAAGGUCUUUGUGAUCGACAAAGACACUCUAUCGCUGAAACGAACAGUGUCUCCUGCAUUGCACCUUUCCAGCCCUACACAAUUUCUUCUGUACAUUGGAGACGGUGAGUACGUCUCACCAUACUUUCUAGCAGGUGCUUCCACCGACAGACAGGCUUGCUUUAUAGGAAACGAGGUGAGUGGGUCGCUCACGCCGAGCACAAUCAGCCUACCACGGACGUGCGACUCGUUGAGUAUCCAAUUCUACAUUUGCCCGGUCAUCACCAGUACAGUAAAUGAAAUGACGCUGCUCCACAUCACAACAGGGAGCAAGAAUUGGCUUUCAGUGUCGGUUUCGCUAAAUCCUCUUACUUCAAUCAUGGUGCUAACGUUCCGACACGGACAGGAUACCGUUGCUGAGGUUCGAGAACCACUGAAGGUAGAGUGGGCUCUUUGGAGCGCGUCACUGACGUCUACUAGCGACACGGCAGCGUGGAGUGUGUUCAAGAACGGGGUUCUGUGCGACACGCGCAAUCAAAGCGGCGCGCUGAUACAGCCCAAUGGUGCUCUGACCCCAAUUUUUUUCAAGGGUUGCUUGAACGCAUACCUAUCCACUCUGCAGCUAUGGAGCCGUGCCCAGAGCAUUGACUGCAUGCGCAACUGCGCGCUGGAGCAUACGCCAGAGAGCAAAUCACAAUUUCUUGUAUUUUCGUUCUUGAUGGACGAAGGACUCGGGCGCUCUUUCUACAGUCCACAGAGUGGCUACGCCUGGCAAGGCACGGGAAUGAUUUGGGACACCCCCUUGAAGCCGUUUCCGGUAAACCGGAAUUCGACGCAUAAAGUUUACUGGAGACCAUCCGGCAAUUACUAUGUUGUCACCAACCACUUUGAGUACGCCGUCAUCGAGCCGCAGCUUACGACGUGGAUUGAUCGAGAUGGCCGCGUCGUGGAGCAGGGGGAUGGGCAUCUUUCGGUGAACGAGCGGCCUUUUUACAACAUUACGGAUGGCUACUUUUUUCUGUCCACUCAAGACACCGUAGGUAUUCGGUCUGUUAAGUCAGACUCACCACCAGCAGCGUACUUGCGACAUCUUCCAUCCAUGGUGGUUGGCAAGCAGUUCUGCGCGCAGGUGGCGGAAAGCGUCAUGAGGUGCACCCCGAUUACGGCCAAGCAGUACCUAGAAUACCUCGUACACCGAACAAAUCUGCAUCUACUCACGUACAGCGACGAUCAAGGUAGCGGCCCCGUUCGCCUCUCACCAAGCCUGCGAGAAAAUCUCUCUGUCGUCGGUCGCCUCCUCGACUUGAGCGAGUAUCUGCUGUCCGGCAUUGAAAGCAGUGCAAAUGAAUGCCUGCGCCCUGAAGUGUUUCUCUGCCUUCUUGGUCGUGUACUGAGCAUAUACUUGAAGUUGUUUGAACGGCAAUGCCCUGGGCAAGUAGUGCGGUCCGUAGUGGACAUGCACAAGCGCCUACAGAGCUUGAACGCGAGAGUGAAACAGAACGAGUUUUUGCAGGAGGCCACAAGUGUGUUUAGUGACCUUAACCGGGUCAUUCUGGCCCGCUGUGUCAGCCACGAUUUCCAACUGAAGCUCAUAACGGAUAGUGCGAGCUUGAAGGAUGUGCGACAGCUGCUGCAGUUUGAGAGCCUCUCGCAGUUUGUUGCCUCUGUAAUCAAGAAGGACAUGAAGAAAAUGUUCAUGACCUUUCUUCACCGCUUGAAGGAGGAGUGCCAGGAGGAGGCGAUGCUAAUCUUCGACAGCAAACCUCGCCAAAUGAACGCAUCGGAGGCAAUGCUCAGCACCCUGUUGGGGAUGCUCUCGCAACAGGAGCACUCGCAGUGGCACCUGGUCGCUGCCGCACUGAUCAGCUCCCUCUGUAAGUGGAUUAUUCGUUGCUUUGAGGAGCGCUACCCGUCGGACGCCGAGCGCUACGCUAACGUUGAUGUUCUCAAAGAAACUUCCAUCGGCAUUGUCCUUUUCCCCGCCGUCCACUACAUGUGCGACAUGCAGCUUGACUCGUCCAUAGCCCCGGACGCGCUGAAAGCCCUCAACGACGCGCGAAAGUGCCUGUCACGCUACAGCCUGGCACCGGGUAAGACGGGGAGGAAGUUUGUCUCGUUUUCGGAGACGCACUACGUGGCGUCGCCAUCUCAGCUGACGGCGCCGUUCUAUGCCAACCUCUCGUUAAAAUAUGCCAAGAGCAUCAAGGUAGAGUUCCUGGACUCUCCGGAAAUGGACCGCGUUUCUAGCACGGUGACGGUCUCGCUUCUCACGAACAACUGUUUGACCUUUGUCGACGUGCUGCAUCCUGGCCAAAACACAGUGUCCUUAGAGGGUGCGCAAGUUUCGAUUGUGUGCGCCGCUGACGCCACGCCGGAUACCCCGGCUCCUGGUGUGGCACUGAACGUGCACACGGUCGUCGAGUUGGAGACCGAGAAGACGGACUGGGUACGCGAUAUCUGUAUCGCGCUCAGCUCCAUUAUCAUCCGUGUGACGCAGCACAACCUGCACAACACCGCGCCGUCCGGCAGCGUCAUUCGCAGAGACUCCUUUCUUCGUGGUGGCUUGUCCGUUAGUAUGCAGAGGCGCAACAAAAUAUCGCUCUCCUCGGAGGACAAAGAGGAGUGCGCCGAGCUGCACGCGCAGCUGUGUGCGGUGGCGGAGGAGGCUGACCCGUCACUAACUGCUGCAUGGAGCACUUUGUAUGAGAAAAGCUGCAUCCAGUAUUCCAAGCGACUGGAGGGAAUCAUGCGAUGGGCAAGCUGUGCGCUUGCGUGGCAUACGCUCUCGCUCCCUGCAGAUGAUCAACAGACGGUGGAGCGUCUGCUCUGCCGCAGUGUGGAUGCCAUUAAGCGCAAGACAUUUUUGUUGCUGGAGGCACUCCAGCAAGGGCGAGAGGAAGCGAUUGUGGGUCGAGCACGCUUUUUGCUUUUCAGCAUAACCCCCCGUCUCUUUGGCGAGUUGCAGCUGGUAGAGCACCAGCACACGGAAGAGCCGGUGACGGCGGAGGCAGACCGUGACUCUCGCCAGCUGUCGCGAGUGGGCUACUCGGCUGGGAACCGAAGUCGGGCCGCCAUGGCAAGCUUCCAAACGCUUACGACGCACCCGCUUGACCUCUCCAGCAACUAUCGGGGGUCACUGUUGAGAACGUGCAAGACGACCUCGCGGGGGGUCGAUGCGUCGCCGGUGAACAUUUUCAGCAAGGCUGUGAAGAGCGAGGAAGAGAGUUUGCCGAACAAGAUAAUCUACUACCUCAUCAACGGACUUGACAAAUCAACCGAAGACAUCUAUAAAGAUAUGGUGGUCAAGACGCAGCAGGCUGUGUACCAGACGGCAGCGUACAGGCUACAGGAGGACCUGUGCAAGUCCUUUGCGAACGAUCGGGAGAUACUGUCCACCAUUUUAAUGACGCACUUGAAGUACCGGUUUGAGUUAUCUCAGUCUACAAUUUCGACAACGAGUGGAGAAGAGGGGGCGGCUGGAGCGACGAAAGUUGGCUUUAGCCAUCACUACACAGAGCCAAUUAUCGGCUGUGGUAUGCUACGGGAGCUGGAGUUGCAGAAGGCAGUGUGCUCAUUUGUGCAGAGCUCGCUGCGCUCCCUCUUGCACAAACUCGACGACACGCAGGAUUUCCCGUACGUGGAGGCGGUGUACAUGUGUGCUACCCUGUGCCACCCCUGGGAUGGUGUGGACAUGUCGGUCCUGCAGCCGCGAGAGAUCUUCACCUUUCUCAAGAAACUCUUCGCAGCCGCGUGCGAGCUGCGCCUCGAGUCUGCAAGCAGCGACACGGACAAGUACUACGAGAGUUGUGGACUAUUUGAUCUUGCGCACCGCUGUCGCGUCAUUCCCAACGCAAUGCUGCAGACGUCUGUUGAAGGCGUUCACAUAGUGCAAAGUGAGGUGCAGGGACUGCAUGUGGAGAACGUCAACGUUGUGUUCAGCGCGCGAACGCACUGGAAGGCACACGGCGCGAACGUGAAGAUACCGGCAAAGACUGGUAAUGUAGACUACUACGCGAACUACGGCAUUCCAAGGGUGAUCAGCGAGUUUCCAGACGUGCAGUACUAUGAGGUGACGCUGGAUUUUACGCUGCAUCCUAGCAAUCCGGAGCUGUCGAUGGGGCUGAGCCUUCUGCCUCUGUCGCCGCUCGAUCCUGUGCGGACAGACUACGUGCUCUCACUCGCCUCCAACGGUCGCGUCCACCGCCCUGAGAAGCAAGAUUGCCAGCUGUGCAAUCCGUGGAAAGUCGGCGACGUUGUCGGGUGUGGACUCAUGUCCCCGUCAAACAGCGUCUUCUUUACGCUUAACGGCGAGUUUCUCGGCGUGGUGGCGGAGGUCCAGACCCUGUCCACCGUUAUCCCGUUUGUCAGCGUACACGGCGACGACACGCUCAUGAAGGUGAUAGUCAAUUUUGGCGAAGAGCAACCGUUCCGCUUCGACUUGGCAUCCCUUCACUGCAGCUGCCGGCAUCGCUACCUCACCCCAAGUGUGGUGUGCGACACGGUCAUCAUCACGACAGACUACCUCAUCACCAUGUGCUACAAGGGACUGUCGCAGGAGGACAACACCGCGACGGCAAACUGUGAAGCCAUCAGUAGCCUUCUCGAGAGGGCGACUGCGUUCCUCAGCUCUUCGACCUUGACGCUCAUGGUGAAGCUGAACGCGUGCUCGCCAGGGCAGAGCAGCCGCAUCGAGCCGAUUGUUAUCUUGCUCUCACGCCUUCUCCACUGCGUUUGCAUAGUGAUCGAGUGCUUCCGCUACGACUCUGUCUCCUCGCGCACCCACGCGACGGUUCUCCAGCUCUGCGCCGCCAUCCUCACGCGGUGCCGCGACAAGUGGGUCAAGGUACGCGCCUCACAGUGUCUGGCAAUGCUUUGCAAAAUUCUGCCGUCGCAGUACCUCGUGGAGGCAUCGGAGACAAUGCGGGGCCUGGUGUCCUCUGAGGACCUUGUGCAGCAGCUCGUCGAUCUCGCCCGCAUCAAAUUCAGCAAGGAGGUGGAGGCACCCAUGCAACCGCCUCGCUGGGUUGGCGACACCACGAUUGUGAAGGGCAAAGGCACCUUCUUCGGGUCUGUUCCGUUACCAAAGAAGGGUACGCAUCUCGUUGGGUUUCGCAUCAAACGGCGACAGCAGCAGGUUCAGGGGCCUGGGGCCCCGCUGGGCGGGUGCUACUACCUCGGACUGGCUCACGGACAGCCAUCGAUUCCGAAUAUGGGCAACCUGAUCAGCCGGAGCGACGUUUACGUGCUGCAAGACACAGACGACCAGGAUCAGGUGUCGCAUCUUCUCCUGCGCCGGCACUGCAUCCCGCGUAACAGCCAUCGCCGCGUCUACGGAAACGAUGAGAUUGUCUGGGUGGAGCUCAACGCGGACUACGGUGAAAUCGCCUUCUAUCGCGAGAAUAUGAUCAUGAUCGGCCUUGCGUUUGUGAACAUUACCCGCGUUGACGACCUGUACCCGAUAGCCUUUCUCUUCAACGAUGACGCCUCCUGCGAAAUCAUUGCGCCACCGUCCCUGAUGGACGAGUCUGUUGAGCACUGGACGGAAAACCUACGCCGCAGCACUGCCAUCGACACGCUGCAGGAGCUUCACGUGGUUCCUGGGUUUUCCAAGAUAAUUUCGCUCAUGGUGCAACGCGCCGUGUCGCAGCUUGAUCGUGGUCUGGACGCGUGCCUCGUGGCGCUGGGGGUGCUGGGCGGGGAGCGAAGCUACCUCUACUGCCAGCACGAUACCUAUGGUAUGGUUGUUGUGCACGCGAUUGCUGAGGUUACCGGGAAUGUGGUGGUGUUUCUUGCCAGCGACGAAGACAGGCGACUGUUUUCAGUACAACCGCAGGGCCUGAAGCCUUCCUUCAUUCAAACACCACUGUACCAGAGCAACAUGCCAGACGCACAUUCCUGCGCCGAACUGCUCUCGAACGAAUUAUAUCACAUUCUCUACGAGGCAUCCGCCGUGGCCCCGCUCUUACACAGCGAAGCGGAGGCACGGCGCAGGGUGGAGAGCCAGUACGAGAAGUCUCUCAGCAGCGCUAUCGCAACGAACCUUAUCGGAAUUCUCACCGAGCAGCAACUGGGUUUGUCUCCGCAGCUGCCGACAGCAGCUUCGCCUUCGCCAGAGGGAAGCGGGUCUGCAUUUCCGUACCGUCGCUCCAAUUCGAGCGUCAUUUUUUUGGGCCAGUCCGUGUCGGUUGACUUGCAUUGCUCCACCAAGACGCUGUACGUGCCGAACCCUUCCGUCGCUGUCACCACCGCUGAUGGCUGCUCUGUCGUGCGCGGAAAUGUACAGCUUGACCAAAGAUUUGCCCUCGCCGUCUCUGUCACACAGACAUCGGCCAAUGACCUCAUGUAUGUCGGAUUUACUACCGCUCGUAUGCGCUGGCCGGAAACGCAGGACGAGGUCGCCACCUGGGAUGACGCGUGGGUGCUGUGCAACCGAGAUUCCGUCGCCACGAACAGUGUGAAUUGCUGUAUGGAACCGGGCAUCAUCUUUGGAGCGGCGGACAAGGUCUUCCAGAGUGGCGACGUACUACUCAUGCGUGUGGAUCGAUAUGAGAAGACAGUGGCUUUCACACGCAUACGGAACAGUGAGCAGACGGAUCUUGGCGUCUUGUUCGAGGGCAUCCCUGUAUCCUGUGACCUGCGACCGAUUGUAGUGUGUGGCGAGGAAUCUGUCGUAGUCUUCUCCACACUCAACUCGUGCCUCUUCCCCGCGCGACUAACAUACCCGGUGAGCAACUUCAACAACCCAUCACGUGAGCGGGUUACCUGCAGCUCGUGCUCGCGGCGGCUGAUGCCGCCAUGGUACGGUAGCGAAGAGAACGUGGCCCUCUGCGAGUGGUGUUUCAGCUUGUGGAAGCGCCCAAAGGACAUGUUCUUUGUGGUGAGCACCGCGUCCCGCACGAUUCCGGAGUAUCUGGUUUCGGAUCACUGCCCCGACACACUUGUGGCCGGCGAGUAUGUGGAGUUCGAGGAGAACACCGGGCUUCAGUGGUCAACAAUGCGAAGUGUGAACUCGGAGAUGAUAGGGGGCAUAUGCAUCGCACUCAAUGAUGAGAGUUUUGCCUUCAGCGAUGAGCUUCCACAGUUUGGGCACCGCCGUGUCGACGUCCGGCUCAGCCACAUAGCUGGUGUACGAGGUCACCCAUUUAGCGGCUUACACUCCUUCACGCCGCUAUGGCGAGACGGGCAGCAGAUCCGCGCCACGUGCAGCCUCCGUGGCGACUGCGUGGCGGUGAGUGCGACGCUGCUGCCCAUGCGUACAAAGUUGUUGUUGUGCCUCCACAUUGAGGGCAGCUCGCGCAACACACUCUUCACUAUUGCAGAGGUGUUUGUAGGAGUGGCGAAUCUGGCCGAUACUUCGCGGCCGAUGAGUCGCGCGGACCUGGAGCAUCUCUGCGCGACGAAGAAUGCGCGUGGUGCGUGGUGCGACACAGGCGAGAAAGUGAGCAGCAGCGGUCAUGUCUACAUGCUCGUGGAUUGUCUGAACAACUCGAUCUUUUUCAGUUCCAGCCUCAGUGGCCUUCAAUGCAAGCCGUUCAUCAUCUCCGGCAGCAUCUCUGCUGACGCUGACGAGGACAAUCUUCGCCUCCUCGUGUUUUCACAUGAUCCGUGCGUUGUUCACUUCUCGGAGGGACUUGUGUCCUACAACGAGUGUGUCGAGCCGAGCUUCGCGCCGUUGGCGAUCGGCCUCUUUCCCGAAACAGGUGACGCCCCGUCGGUAGACACGUUUAACGAGGCGAUUGUCCUGAUGGACACCGUCGACCGCACUCAGGCAUACACGAAAACAGAGUGGCGGUAUUCGCCACAUGUGGACAAGCUGGUCGAUGGGAUACUCUUCUACAUUGGCGACACGGUGACGUUUUUCCACGACGGGGCGACAAUUCGUGUGUACGUACAAGGAAUCGAGCUGGCGAGCCUUGAGCUUAGUGAUGCACAGCGAAGCGAGCGCCUGCGUGUCGUCGCGUACCUGUCCACACGCGGCACGACAGCUACGAUUGUGCCUCCUCUUUACGGUGUUUCCCACCUGGGCAAGAUCACGCGCGUGUGCAGCCCAGACGUUGCCGUUGUCGAAUCCAUAUCAGAGCACGGGAAGUGCUGCACAUUUGCAAUCCACAAGUCUGCGGUGCGCUUCUGCGCGAUGGUGGCCGCGGCCGACUGGGAGCAGCAGGCCCUGUGCGACGGCGACCCUGUCGCAUUCAAGGUCGGUGGGCUGCAAAUCUCCAAGCGCGGUACCAUUGCUAGCGUGCAAGGAAGCGUUGUGAAUGUAUGCGAAAAUAGCGACAAACGCAACCUCAUCUCCAUCAACAUGAACCAAUGCUUUCUCCUCCGAAACGAAGGCAAGCAACGGUAUAGCUACGAGCUCUACCCUCUCAUCUCGCCUCCGACAAGCUCCAUCACGCGUGUCUUUGAGGUGGGAAAGAAGAAGUUCCGUCUGCAGAGUCGUGGGUCGUACAAUGGAAUCAUGUUUGACUGCAAAACAUCGGAAACGAUUGAGCUGAUUGGGUUGUCCGUGCUGACCCGGGUUACCGGGUGUCAUCAGGUGCAGACCUACUUCCGCAAAGGUUCCAGCGUCAACCACGAGCGCGACAGCCGAUCAUGGACGAUUAUCUUCGAUGACAUGAUUGAGAUGACAGCUGACCACCAGUUCAGUAUCCCAUUUUGGCCGAUCAUUGUGGAAGGCGGCACGACUUUUUCCUUGUACAUCAACACGUCACACAACUGUGGCAUUGGCUUCUACUGCGAGGAGGAUGGCUGCAGCGGUGAGAUUGACCAGGAACUGGACACGGACGGCACUCUUUCUGUGUACCUGGGACGGAAGAGCGGCAGCAGUGACCCUUUCACGGAGUUCAGCACGUCACCGCGCGGGUUCUGUGGCACUAUCCAGUACAAGCAGAAUCACGGCUCUACCUUGCUGUCUAUUGAGGGCAAGCACUUCGCCAGCUCGUCAUUGGACGUGAGCCUCUGCCACUCCAGCGAAUCGCUUCGACUCAUCUGCCGCCCCCCGACAACGUCAAAGGACAUUGUCGUCACGUUCCGAGUACGGGUGUUGUCACUUGCGGUGCACAUCAUCUCCUUCCAGCUGCCUGUGCUUCUGCUCAACCCAUCGGCUCGUGCACCUCAUGGCAUCUCGUACUGCUCCAUUUCCAUGUUCUACACCCAGGAGGACCGCCUCGAGAGGCAGUGGAUCUGGAACUCACGGUUUUUGGUGCAGGGCAACGCUUCUGAGGUUGUGCUAAGCCCAGCGAAUCUGUCUCUGGAGCAAGGGACAUACACGUUCCAGGUCUUGCUAAAGAACAUUGAGGGCGAGGGCGUGGGUGCGCCGCCGCAUCUGUGUCUACUCAGCAGCAGAGACCCGUCGUACGAGCGCAUGAACGGGCUCAUUGCGGUGAGCGGGUUCUUUGGUGACGUGACGUGUGAGGCGAACAGGCCUGUACUGGAGGGUGAACUCCAUACAAUGACCCCGGGCGCUCACCUAAAUCAAAACAACUCGGCAUCCUACAACGGUAUCAUGUUUGACCUACGCAGCAAGAAGGAGAUAACCCUGGAGCAAGUCUUCUGCAUCUCACAGACCACGUCGGACUGCGUUACCGUGCGCGUCUUUUGGAGGGAGGGAAGCAUGGAGGGGGCGGAGAGAGCGCCGCACCAGUGGCGAGAGGUGAUAGCCAAGGAAUUGGCGGUGGUGGAUAAGCACCCUUUUUCGGUUGGCCCACUGAUGCUGCGCAUGCGGGCCAACCAGGUCUACUCGAUAUUCAUCAACACAUCGUCGAGCUGUGGCGUCCGUUUCUAUAACAGCAGUGACGGACACGUCGGAGACAUUCGCGACGAGUUUGACAGCGACGGUAUUUUGUCCGUCUACGUUGGCCGGAAAAGUGAGUCGUCGGCACCGUUCGUGGAGCUGCCACUCGAGCCGCGGGCUUUUCGUGGCCGGAUCACGUACCGCACGUACGCACUACAGAAUGCAGAGGCAAUGGAGUACGCCACAUUCUCGUACGUCCGAGGUUUUCUUGUUACUCGAAUGCUAGUAGCUCUGAUGUCGUACGUCGAGCUGUCUGGUGUUAACCCCGCUCACAACUUUUCCUAUGAGCAGCUGCUCAAGACAAUUUCACUGCUCGUCACGUCACCGACGGAAUCCCUCGCAGACUUGAUGGGUGCAGAAAACAUGCUUACAUCCCUCAUCCGGGACUCGCGCGAGGUGCGCAACACCAAUGCUACAGUCCCAAUAGCAGGGAGCCGCUGUACCCUGUUGGUGCCACUUGCAAAGGGCGACAUUGCGCUGCUGACCGACGUGCAGAGUUCCGAGUCGAACGCGCUUGUUCAGCUGCAAUCCGGCGUGCAACCCGACGGGAUGGCUCUGGUGCGACACCGAGACGCGUCAGAGCCCUUCCGAGUACCUGCGAAGCGACUUCUUCCUAUCACGAAGUGUGUCGUGUGCGGUGGAAUGUACUCUCAGGAGGUCUGCGCCACCUGCAACACCGAGCACAUGCCCAUCCUCUCCGAAGAGGCGAGGACACUUGAGAUUGUUGCGAAUGGGCUACAGCAGUCACGGUCGGGGCGAAGUAUUCAGGAAACAAUGGAGGCGACGGUUGCUGCAGUGGGUAGUGCCUGGCCCAGGGACGGGGCGGUGGUGCGGACUGAUGUGGCAUCCAAAGAGAGACUGGAGGUGCGGGCGUCUGUGCAGCCGCGCGGCGUUGGGUUCUUGAUCCCCGUUGCACUUCUGCUCAGUGAGGAGGAAUACAGCGAGGGAGGGGGUUUCAUGUGCCCGUUUGUGCUUCACCCCGCUGUCGGUGCGGCAGUCUCGCUACGCCUUUCGGCGACAAACGAGGUAUUUUCUGUGCAGUUCGUUACCAGCGGUGCUGCUUCAGCAGUCGCAGAAGUGACCAAGGAAGCCUCAGCUAGUUUUUUGCUCCUGCGACUUUGGGAAGGCGAUGACGAGGUUCGAGAGGCGCUCACCGAAGAUCCCGUUCCAUUUGUUGUCUGCCGUGGUGGUGAGUCAAGCGUUCCGCUGAUUGAAAACGUUCACGCCGGCUACGCUGCUAGCUUUCAGCGCGACGGGUUUGUGGCGCUCUUCCUCGAGAUAGAGGCAUGUUUGCCGCUCCCACCGACGGCACCAGUGGUCGCAAAGCCGGACUGCUGGAUGUGGGAGCACAACUCCGUUGAAGCGCAGCUGUACUCGACCAGCGCCACGUAUUUGUCGCACCUGUUCUGCAUGGAAGGGGUAUCUGACUGGCCGCACUACUCCGACUUAAUAGUGACUGCGAAAGGCAAAGAGGCGACAAUUUUUUUAGAGCUCCACGUCACGCAAGUCGCAGUUAGCACACUCUCCUCGUCCGGGAUGAUGCCGCACUCGGCACCGUUGCUACCGUCCGUUCGGAUCCGCAAGCCGUUUAACGUGCAAAGCGACGAGGUACUUACGCUACGGGUGACGACGGAGGGUGACUUUUUUAUUUACGACACGAAUGACAUCGUGCGGUGCAGUAUUUCAAAGGACGAACUCUACAGCGGCAAGCACCAGCGACAGCUGCACAAGAUUGGCUUUGUGAGCGUCGACCCGGAGAAGGUGACGGCGCUUCUUUACGCGCCGGAAAAGGCGCGGCGCCGUUCCUGUUCCGCCAUUGCGCCGGAGGCGAAGACGACCCUCUCCCCCUCCUCCUCGCUGCUCGUCAAGACAUACUCGCCUGCUUGGGUAAAGCGGGAUCCUAGCCGCAUUACCGUGAGUCGAAACGGUCUGACCGCGAGCUCCGUGAACGAGCUCGGUGGAGGUGACGCGGUAAUGGGGACACCAUUACCACCGACAGGUGUGUCGUCUUUUGUGGUGCAGAUACACCGCAAAGAUUUCCAGCCAGGCACACCACUCGGCUCCGGGUUCUUUGCCGGAGUGGCCCUCUCCGACUUUGCCCAGCUGGCGCCAGAGUACUCUGCCAUUAAGACGUGCAUCGGGUCUCUGUGGGUGGUGCAGGAUGUUCAGGACGAGGACUCGAUGCCAAAUCAGGAGCUGCUGACUCCUCUGAUGCGCGGCUCCUACGGGCAAGGAGUGCUGUUUUUUGAUAGCACAAAGCUGGUUUUCAUUGUUGACCGCAGCAACGGCUCGCUUUCUAUCUCGCGCGACAAUGAGUCACCACAGGUGGUCUUUCAAGGCAUACCGCAUGGCGCGUCCGUCUCGCCGUUUGUCCGGCUCGACCACCCCAACUCCUCCGCGACGCUGGCACGCUUUUCUAGCGCUGUGGAGUACGCACGACUGCAUCAGCCUUCCCUGGAGAAGGUCCUCUGGUUGCAGCCUAUCACACCGUCUCUUUUGCGCCGCUACCCCCUUUUUAUGGCAAUGCAGACCUUCCCGUUUAUAUCGGAGCUGGUGCGCAAGCUCCCUACUCGUCUCGCCGGGGUGUUGGAGCGGUGUUGGGGCGAACAGACCGCACGGUCGCGUUUCGAGUACCGUGUAUCGCAGGUGCUGGAGGAGCUUACGGAGUUGGGUGCCUUUGCUCGUUUGACACCGGAGGUGAACAACGCCAAAGUGGAUGACAUUGUCGACUAUCUUUCCAGGUCGUCGCGCAGAGAGGUGGUAGUGUUUCCCGCUUGCACGAGCCAGACAGAGGCACAGACAUCGCUACGGGACAGCAGCACUGGUGUGCACGUGCGGUUGCCGCCAACGUACGAGCUUGUGGGACGCGUGGAGGCGACAAAUAUGGUGCGAGUGCUUUACUUCGAUCACGAGUUCGGUGCGGUCGAGCGCACGCUGCACCUUUUCUACCUUGACGACCCGACAAUAAACCUUAACAGCACGAACGACGUCUUGCCGCAUCUGUCUGUGAUGCGCCAACACGAAAUCCUACCAGCUCUGAACAGUUCAGACGCCGUGGCCGUUAUGGUAGACGGAUGGUUUGAUUGCUCACUGGCGGACUACAACGAAGAGCUCAACGUGAAGGCAGAGGAGGAGAUUGCCUCCUCCCUUGUCUACGCCUUGGAACACUGGCAUCUGCACCAGCUGCCGCACGGUCACGUCCACCCGAAAAACAUCUAUUUGCGUGUCGCGCAUGGGGAGGUGGUGCAAUGCUGCCUGUGGAACGUGCAUCAGCUGUCCCCGACGAGCAAGUACGCCUCGCAUGAUCUGCGUGACUCUGGCGUCCGCUCAUUGUUUGGUGACCGAUGGGCCUGCUGGAAAAUACUGCACUCUUUUCAGGACCUUCUCGCCUAUGACCCCCGCAUUGCGGAGUGCGUCGAACUCAUGGUGGACGAGGCCACGAGUAUCUCACGCGCGCUGCAGCUGAGUGUGGCGUUUCAGGGAAACUUCAGCGACAGCGGCGAGGGUCCAACGUUUUCGCUGCGCACGGGGUCACGGCUACGCGGCGGCUCCGGGUCGUACAACGGCAUCAUGUUCGACGUCGUUGCCAAAAACAAAACCAUUCGCAUUACCAAGCUCUCCUUCAUACCAGACGCGAACACGGUAGCGACGGUGCGGCUCUACACGCGCAGUGGGAGCUUUAUGGGCUUCGAGCGCGAUGCGGAAGCGUGGACGCAGCUUGUUGAGGAGGACAUGGCGUUGAAGGACACGUGGGAGGUGACGCUGGAGAGCUUUGAGCCCAUUACGGUGCCAGCUGGCGCGCGGGUUGGUAUUUUCCUCCACACGACGAGCGGCAGUGGUGUGCUCUUCUUCUCCGAAAACGAGGGACUGCAGGGCAAAACCGGAGACGUGGAGGAGGAGAACGACGACAUUGGCAUUACCAUUGGCAAGAAGAGUGAGAGUGCCAAUCCGUUUGUCGCGGUGCAAAGUCAGAAGCGGCUGCUGAAGGGCAGCAUCACCUACACCGUCCUCAUGCGAUCGAGCGGACCGCGGAGCUGUCUCAUCUCCUCCUGCGAGCCUGUUCUCGGCGACAGCAAGGACGACGAGCAGGUCGAGUUGCGUUUGGUGCAGGUCAGUGGUGCAGCGAACGAAGAACACGUGGCAUCGCAGGCGCCGAAGGGAGAAAGUGAAAUUCGUGGUGCGGAAGCCCGACUCACCACCACCGUGCCCCCCUCGUCGCCAAGGUACUGUCUUCAGGUCCUCGGGACUCCAAACACUCGGCACGGCGGGGAUGACGAGGAUAACGUGUUGACCCUCGUGGCGCCGAGUCAGUUCGUGUGGUGCCGCGCAUCGCAGGUGGUCUCCGUUCGUCCUAGGGCACUGCGAGAGGUGGCUGAGCCACUGGUUCGCUGCCUUGCCGCCGAGGGUCUGCGCAGGCGUCGUGCACUACUGCGGCAACACCGUCUCAGCAGCUACCUGUUUCCUUGUCGUCCAUUGCGUUUCACCCCCAUUUCGGCCCUUCAAAAGGGGACUGAGAUGCCGUCGACAAUGUGUAGUGUAACGCAUCCGAUUCUCCGCGGUGAUAGCGUGUUCGUCUCAGAGCCCGUCUUGACUUCUUGCACCCUGUCGUUCUGGCAGAAGGCGUCCGGGGCUGCGCUACUGCUUGUUAUGGAUCACAUCCCCACGGCCGACGAAGUGAAUCGGCAGACCAUAUCGCCGCUGUCCAGCUCGCUGGUUGGCGCGCGCAGCUGUGGUGGAUUUGUGCACGUCGAUGACGAGCUUCACUGCGUGACGUCGAGUCGAGAUCGUGUGUAUCUGCGGCUCAAAGCGCCGUUGUCAUGCCGCCCCGUCUUUGUUGUGGCACGACUCCGAAACGCCGGACACCGCGACUCGCCGCUGUUCGCCUACAACACUGCCCUGGAGCAAAGCCUCUUCGUCCCCGCAGCGGAUGGAUGCUUCUUCAUCACCGGCCGCGACACCACACCACGCCACGACAAGGCUGCAGUUGCGACCACCUGGCACGCCUGUGGCGGAUUUGUUGCGCUGGAAUGGCGCGACAGGGGUAGCGCUGGUUCGGAGCCACUUGUACGGCUCGAGUCUCUCGUCUCCAGCAUGUGUGAGGUGCGCUUUGUCUGUCUGCCUCGGUGCCCAGGAGAGUGCGAGACAGUCAUGCAGGAGAAGGUCAAGGGUGGGGAGGGGCCCUCAGACGUGGCUAUGCCGCACGCGAUCCUGCAGUCGCCGAUUCUGGUUGAGCUUCGCGAGCAGGUGAGGUGGAAGUCGGUGCGGCACCUGGUCGGUUUGACGUGCCUGUCCUCGUCCCUCGCGCUGUGCGGCACGUGCGCGGCGUGGCAGGUGGCGGGUGGCAUCAACUGCAGUGGGGUGGUGUCGUCGUCGCACUUCACUUUUGCGGAGCGGCACCGGGUGCUCCUGCGGCUGCAGUUCCCGCGCCGCGCUCCGAUGGACCUGCAGCUUGACUGCAAGAACGGCGUGGGAAGGCCGAUUCGACUGUUGCACGGCUCGUACAAGUGUUUGCGCAGUCGUCUAUUCGACACCGCAGUGCGCGAGGUCUUUGUCUCCCUCGAUAUCAACCUGCAGACGCGCGAAAUCAUCGUGCUGAGUAGCGAAGGCACCGUUCAUCACCCCUUUAUUGAAGAGAGCGUCCCCUCGUCAGACGUGCAGCUGAUUUUUGUGUCUCACGCGCCAGGAUCGAGGCUGGAUGUGCUGGAGUGGAGGGUUUGCACUUCUCAAAUUCGUGGUGAGAUGACUACGUCGGUGUUCAAAGAUGUGCUACAGCAGACACACUUGGCAGAGCUCUCGGCGAACACGUCCUUGACGGUCGGCAGCGUGUGCCGCCACUCGCCGCGCGGUAUGUUUCAGCCCAACCGCGAAGUGAACUUGUCGCCAGCGAAGCAGAUGGGGGUUCUCAUGGUGACGUACGCGAGAAUGCUACUGGAGAAAGCGCUUCUGUUUCAGGAGCAGGCGCGAGCAGCUGCUCAGCCGCAUUUUCUUAGCCUUAUCGCGUUCACGGCAUUACGCACGCACAGCGAUAUUGCUCGAAUCUUGGAUGCUGAGAUCAAACAAGGCUCUUUCUGGCUCGUGUCUCAGUGCGUUGCACAAUUAUCCGCGCCGUUUCUGAUGCAGGUAGCGGCAGAGGUGGCUGCCAGCAUUAACGUGAUCGCCUCUCUGAUGCGCAACAGCGUCUUUCGGCGCACGAUUUUGAACGCGUUUGGAAGCACCCUUGUUCUCAUUCUUCUCAGGGCUGCAACGGUGAACACCCGGUCGACGCGGCACUCAGCACUCCAAUGCGUGCAGGAGUUGUUAGCGGAUGAGCGCGUACCGCUUCCGUCCUACCGCGUGCUCUCCGCGCAUCUUCGUCCGCUGACGGACAUGAUGUCAUCCUUGUGCCGGAGAGAGCGGAUGACCUCGGCGGUAGUGCAGACCGGUGUGACACUCAUCGCUGAUCUAAUCGAGCGCUACCAGCGUGAGCAGCGAGCGCACCUCUACCGAGAUGCUCCAGCAGAGAUACCGUACAAGCUGGUCCUUUGCGCUCGCGAGAUUGUGCGCGCUCUCCUUCAUGACCCGCCGCUUCCUUUUCCUUUGGCAAUGGUGACGGAGAUGAGCUCGCAGCAUACGAUGCGGUGCGAGGUUGUCAAGCGUGUUGUCGACGCUGAAAACAGGACGUGCUCGUUUGGAGUGUUCCAGGAGGAAGGCCGGCACUCGGAUAGUAGCAUGUCCUAUACCGUAAGGCUGAACGGCAACAGGCGCGGCUCCGUCGUGGUCGGCUGGAACUCGGCGACGCCGCCGCCGCCGCCGAAUGACUCACUGCCGUGCUUUGGCUACUAUGUAGAGGGGCGCACCGGGGCGGUGUUUCUGUGUUAUAAUCACACAAAGUCGCUGAAAGGCCUCGCCCUUCGCGUUAACGCUGGCGACGAGCUCGUCACAAGGGCCAACUACAAGGACCACAAGAUCGUCUUUGAGUUGAAGCGUGCCGGCAUCACGGUAGGGGAAACGAAGUUUGACACGGAGAGGGAGGUGAUUGGGUUACCUUUUUUCUCCGCCGAGUACUGCGAUGACGCAACGGUGGACCUCAAGUCAUUCCGUCCAGGCCCGCAGACGCUCUCUAUAUCCCGCCUCUACGAGCAGAUUCUCCAGGCUCCGUACGAGCAAGACCAGACGCCGGCGCAGUCGUACGAGUUUUAUGCGGAGCUGAAUCUGUUUCUGCAAACUGUCCUGAACGUGCACGGCAGCGACGACAUCGCCUCGCGCGUCAUGGGCGAAUCGACUAUGGCGAGCCACGAGCUGGCCAGCUUCACGCAGGUGUCCUCGGUGCUGAACACUGGCGCCUUUGCCGACAGGGUCGCUCUUGCCCCACUCAUGCCGUACAUUGUGCGUCUCAAGAAGCUAGAUGAGCUGACAUCCGAGUUUGUCCCACUCAUCAACUUGCGCCGGCGCUCGGAGUUGUUUGAUAUCUUCGGCGUUCUCAAGAACCUCUGCUCCCGAGAGACGGAGGAGCGGAUACAGACCCGCAUCAUGGCCCCAUUUCAGCACAUGCAGGGCAAGAAGGUAUCGGUGACAAUCCACACGAUGCAGGCGCAGCCCACGAGCACCACCGGCCCAUUCCAGACACUGAUGCGCUCCGUUUUUGGCCAGCUGUAUCUGCAACUACAGCAGGCCACCAUCGACAUCUUCUAUGUGUCGCCCAUCUUUACCGUGAAACUCGCCGGUUUCGGUUCCACCGACGCCGGUGGCCCCUACCGUGAUGUGCUUUCUCAGCUCGCCACAGAGAUCAUGACGACGCACCCAAGCAAGCAGUGCCAGCUGAACCCUCUCUUCGUGAACUGCGGGCGCGGUGACGUGACGGCCAUUAUGCCAAAUGUGGCCUUGAUAGACAGCGCGCAGAUACCCCUCAUGCUGGAGUUUUUCGGUAAGCUGCUGGCAUCGCUGUUCCUCACCCAGGAUGUGCUGGCGGUGGAGUUGCCUCCUCUCUUCUGGAAGCUGUUGCUGGGCGAGGAGGUCACCAUCAAGGACUUGGCUGCACUCGACACGGACAUCGCAAAGCUUCUGCAGCCGGAGGAGCUGAUGAUGCGCACCCAGGAAGAACUGGAGGAGCGGUUUCCUGGCAUCAGUGAAAUGUGGAAGGCCAUUGUCACAGACAACCAGCAGUUCCUCCUGGACGAGAGUCUUCCACCUGAGACUGUGGACGGUGCUCGGCUGCUUUCUCGCCGCAUCAUGGUGAGCGAAAUCGGCCGCUUUGAGGAGGCGAUCGCGUACAUUCAGCAGGGCUUUGACCAAGUCCUUCCACUGUACACGUUGCAGGCCUAUCGGUGGCAGAAGGUGGAGCUCCUCAUCUGUGGAACGCCGAAGCUUACCUUUGCCGAUUUCUACAACAAGUGCGAUAUUCAACUCCCGACGACGGAUGCGAGCAUGUUUAUAUCCGUCCUGGAGAGCAUGACAGACGAGGAUCGUACCUUGCUCCUUCGCUUCACCACCGGCCAGUCGCGCCUCCCUCUCAAGACAAAGAUAAAGGUGACCCAUAACGGCAACACGGAUACACUUCCCACUAGCAGCACCUGCUUUUUCGCCCUUCGACUACCGUCCUACUCAUCCGCGGAAAAGAUGAAAGAGUAUCUCUUGUACGCUGUGCGACAGUGCAAGGCGAUCGACGCGGACGGCCAGCCACGCGAACACCUUCUCAUCGACUGA